GGCGACCGGAUGUAUAGGCGUGACAGCUCGAGGGCCCGGGAGUUCUUGACUUGUGGUCCUCCAGAGUUCUACGGGACUAAGCCCGACGAGGAUCCCGAGGAGUUUAUCAGGAAGAUGCGGCGCACUCUAGAGCUGAUUAAUGCUUCCGAGACAGAGUCAGUCGCAUUGGCUUCGUACCGGUUAUAUGACGUGGCAGCGAACUGGUAUGAGUCGUGGAAGCUAUCCCGGGGGGACGACGCUUCCCCAGCAGUUUGGGGUGACUUUUCUCAGGCCUUUCUUGGACAUUUUCUGCCCCCAGAGUUACGACGAGCCAGGGCUGACAGAUUUUUGUUAUUGAGACAGAGGGGCCGCAGUAUCCGGGACUACAGUUUGGAGUUUGAUUCCUUGGCCCGAUAUGCGCCUACUGUGGUAGCUACGAUGGCGGACAGGAUACACAGGUAUAUUAUGGGGCUCGAUCGCUAUUUUAUUGAUAGUUGUCUGGUAUUGGCGGCCCAGCCCGAUAUGGAUAUUGCCCGUAUUCAGGCGCACGCCCAGGGCAUGGAGGAUAGGGGCCGAGGGGGGCAGCAGGCCGACAGGAGCCAGGACCGGAGACCGCCCAAGAGGGCCAGAUCAUCGGGUUAUUCUGGAGAUUUUCGGGGCAGGCAGCCGCAGCAGCCCCAGCAGCCGCAGCAGCCUAGUAGAUUUUCAUCUCAGCCGGCACAGAGCGCACCUCCCCAGCCUACAGGUCGCAGAUUUGAUAGCCCAGGGUAUUCAGGAGCAGGCCAGAGCUCCAGGGCUUUAGGUUCGCGGACAGAUAGGGGUUCGGGUCAGAUGAGGCCACCCAGAGUUCAGUGUUCUUUCUGUGGCAGAUACCACCCGGGAGAGUGCUACAGAGCCACCGGGGCAUGCUUUUCUUGUGGCCGUCAGGGUCAUUCGGUGAGAGAUUGCCCGUAUAAGGGCAGUGCGGGUGGUGCAGUGCAGCCUACCGGAUCAGCCGAUGGGUCUUCAUCUUCAUCAGUGGCUAUGCGCCCCACGGGGCAGGGUACUCUGGCACCAGCAGGUCGCGGCAGAGGCCGUGGUGCAGCUUCUGGUAUUGGCGGUCCUUCGAACCGCAUCUAUGCUUUGGCCAGUCGUCAGGAUCAGGAGGCAUCUCCUAAUGUCGUUACAGGUACUUUAUCGGUCUUCUCUCGAUCUGUGUAUGCAUUAAUUGAUCCAGGUUCGACUUUAUCGUAUAUUUCGCCCCUUGUUGCUGGUAAAAUUGGUAUUAUGUCUGAGCCUAUAGAGCCAUUCGAGGUGGCCACACCGAUCGGAGACUAUAUUGUAGCGAAUCAGGUGUAUAAAAAUUGUUCUGUACUUGUAUGUGACCGUGACACUAAGGCAGAUUUGGUGGAGCUAGAUAUGAUUGAAUUCGACGUUAUUAUGGGUAUGGAUUGGCUAGCUUCCUGUUACGCUCAUGUGGACUGCCAGAAUAAGGUAGUCCGUUUCCAGUUUCCCGGGGAGCCAGUUGUAGAAUGGGCUGGUAAUACAGCAUCGCCGAAAGGUAAGUUUAUUUCAUACCUUAAGGCAAAGAAAAUGAUCAGAAAGGGCUAUAUUUAUCAUCUGGUACGGGUGCAAGACUUGACAGCAGAGACGCCGACACUUCAGUCAGUCCCCGUGGUUAAUGAGUUUCCAGAUGUUUUUCCCGACGAGCUUCCAGGUCUUCCGCCAGAGCGGGAGAUAGAUUUCUCUAUUGAUUUACUCCCAGGUACUCAGCCUAUCUCUAUUCCUCCGUAUAGAAUGGCGCCGGCAGAACUGAAGGAGUUGAAAGAGCAGUUGAAGGAUUUGCUAGAUAAGGGCUUCAUCAGGCCCAGUACUUCGCCUUGGGGAGCUCCGGUAUUAUUUGUGCGUAAGAAAGACGGGUCGCUGCGUAUGUGUAUUGACUAUCGGCAGCUGAAUAAGGUAACUAUAAAGAAUAAAUACCCCCUCCCCAGGAUUGAUGAUUUGUUUGAUCAGCUGCAGAGUGCUAAGUACUUCUCGAAGAUAGAUCUUCGAUCUGGUUAUCACCAGGUACGAGUUCGCGAGGCUGAUAUUCCUAAGACGGCUUUCCGGACCCGAUACGGGCAUUAUGAGUUCAGGGUCAUGUCUUUUGGGCUUACUAAUGCCCCCGCGGUAUUUAUGGAUUUGAUGAACCGGGUAUUCAGGCCGUUCUUGGAUAUGUUUGUGAUUGUAUUUAUUGACGACAUCCUGGUUUAUUCUCGG
Messenger RNA from Lycium barbarum (goji berry), 2217 nucleotides. RefSeq lists its product as uncharacterized. The record is from RefSeq and is a predicted model, not a curated record. The annotation marks the transcript as partial. Gene Ontology annotation, molecular function: nucleic acid binding; zinc ion binding. The transcript has a single exon. Lineage: Eukaryota; Viridiplantae; Streptophyta; Magnoliopsida; Solanales; Solanaceae.